AUGAAGCCCUCUCUUGUUGCUAGCACCGUCUUCAUCGCCACUGGGCUGGCCGAGUUCGUUCCCGUCAACUUUACGAAGCCAUUGAAUUGGCUGGCCAGCCAGGAGUUGAUGCAAAGAAAGACAUGCGAAGACCUGAGGGCUCCUUACAAAAAUUUCACGGCUGAAACUUGGGCAGCUCAUGUUUUGAGUGUCUGCAAAUCGACAAACUGUGGAUGCACAUCUGCCCUUGGCUUUUCCAUCCCCCUGCAAUUCAGAAGAUCGGGGGAUCGCGAAUGGUAUGGGCAAAUGUUUAGGGGCAACAGUACCACUGAAGCAGACUACGUUAGGGAGGAAGUGAUUCAGGACUCGAUUGCGUAUACCUUGCGCCAGGACAAAUAA
Metarhizium robertsii ARSEF 23 is the source of this 378-nucleotide messenger RNA. RefSeq lists its product as uncharacterized. Lineage: Eukaryota; Fungi; Ascomycota; Sordariomycetes; Hypocreales; Clavicipitaceae. The record is from RefSeq and is a predicted model, not a curated record. The transcript is spliced from 2 exons. Bases 1 to 378 code for a protein of 125 amino acids.